AUGGCAUCUAAACCUGAAAAGACCAUCCUCGAAGCCUCUAUGGGCAGCUACAUGAGAGUACUAAGAAACCAUAAUACUCCUGAAGAGCUUAUUGCAGCCUAUCCAUCAUUGAAGGAAAAUAGCCUUUCCUGCCCCUCCGCUCUGACGGAUAAAGUACGGCGCGUAUUUUUCGAUCUUCCUGAUCGUGCAGAGUUGAUUGAGCAAGCUGUUACGGAUCCAAGCAGCCUCACGCAAGAAGAAAUACUACUGCUAUCAGCCAGGUUUUGGACGCCUAGGACAGAUGCGGAGCGCGAGGUGAUCUGGGAACUCCUUUGUGAAACGGAAGAAAUAAUCAUGGGAGAAGAAGGAGCAGCAUUUGAAGCAUCUAGAAAACCCACUUUCCUUCCCAACGAGCUAGAAGCGUUUCAAGCCGGAUCCAGAGAGUGGUGUGACCGGCCCACCCGCGCAAGAAAAAUGCAAGCCAAUGCCAUGGCCGAGGCCGCCCUGCCCGAUGCUCCGGAAUGGAUUCGCCGUCUCUAUAGAGAGGGGAAGGAUUUGUGGGGUUUGUGGUUCUGUAUGAUGAUGCGAUGCAGGAGCUGGAUGCAGAACCUCUGGAAUAUUUUCUGUGUCAUUGGGGGGGGGAGGGAGAGGGGGUUCGUCAAAUUUGCGUUAAAGUGCAAUAGCUCGAAGGACAUAAUUGAUGCAAAAUGGUACAUGAUUUCAUUUAAUGCGCCGGGCUCUGCGGUUUUACCACAUGUGUCUGUGGCUGGGACUGCUUUAGAUGCAAGUGAUAAAAGCAGUCAACAGAAUGGUGUGAUACUCAGACGCGCCUUUCGCGAGAUCCUGCAGGAUCCCCUGUAG
Messenger RNA from Botrytis sinoallii, 840 nucleotides. RefSeq lists its product as uncharacterized. The coding region runs from base 1 to 840 and encodes 279 amino acids. The transcript is spliced from 2 exons. The record is from RefSeq and is a predicted model, not a curated record. NCBI's taxonomy places the organism in Eukaryota, Fungi, Ascomycota, Leotiomycetes, Helotiales, Sclerotiniaceae.